This is a messenger RNA of Gymnodraco acuticeps, 1658 nucleotides long. RefSeq names its product zinc finger protein 454-like. The transcript is spliced from 2 exons. Lineage: Eukaryota; Metazoa; Chordata; Actinopteri; Perciformes; Bathydraconidae. The record is from RefSeq and is a predicted model, not a curated record. The coding region runs from base 10 to 1023 and encodes 337 amino acids.
GAGAUCUGGAUGGUUCAUCAUUUAGCAGGAGACGUCCAGCAGCUGGUGGUUAAAGAAGAGGUUCCCCCUGAGCAGCAGGAGUGGAGCUCCAGUCUGGACCAGGAGGACCCAGAGCCCCCCCCAGACAUUAAAGAGGAACAGGAGGAAAUCUGGAGCAGUCAGGAGGGAGAGCAGCUUCAAGGGCUGGAGGAGGCUGAUAUCACCAAGUCCACAAUCACUCCUGACCCUGUGAAGAGUGAAGAUGAUGAAGAGAAACCUCAGUCCUCUCAGCUUCAUCAAAGACAAACUGAACACAUGGAAACAGAAGCUGAUGGAGAGGACUGUGGAGGACCAGAACCAGCCAGGAGCUCAGAUCCAGAGAGACAUUUACAACCAGAGACUGAGGACCACACUGGAGACUCUUCUGAACCAGAGACUGAGGACAACCCUGGAGACUCUUCUGAACCAGAGGCUGAGGACAACCCUGGAGACUCUUCUGAAGACACUGAAGACAGUGCUGAUUGGAGCGAGACUGGAGAACCUCAGUCAGGUUCAAACUCUCAGGAAAAUAAACAAAACUCUGUCAGUGAUUCAAGGUGUAGUGCAGGAGAGAAACGUUUUAGAUGCUCUCAGUGCAGGAAAAGAUUUGUCCGCAGGUCAAGUCUGAAGGGUCACAUGAGAGUUCACACAGGAGAGAAACCAUUCAGCUGCUCAGUCUGUAAGAAAGCAUUUUUAGAGAGAUGUCAGUUAAAGAGCCACAUGGCAGUUCAUACUGCAGAGAAACCAUACAGCUGCUCAGUCUGUGAGAAAUCUUUUAGACGUAAAAGUGAUUUACAAAUUCACAUGGCAGUUCAUACAGGAGAGAAAGCAUACGGCUGCUCAGUCUGUGAGAAAUCAUUUAAACAGGGAAACAGUUUAAGUCGACACAUGAGACUUCACAGUGGAGUCAAACACACUGCAGAGAAACCAUACAGCUGCUCAGUCUGUGAGAAAUCUUUUAGACGUAAAAGUGAUUUAACAAUUCACAUGAGAGUUCAUACAUGAAAGAAACCAUAUGGCUGCUCAGUCUGUAAGAAAUAUUUUACACUAAAGUCAGGUUUAACAAGUCAUAUGAGAGUUCAUACAGGAGAGAAACCAUACAGCUGCUCAGUCUGUAAUCAAUCAUUUGCACAGGCUAAUAGUUUAAAUAGACACAUGAGCGUUCAUACAGGAGAGAAACCAUACAGCUGCUCAGUCUGUAAUAAAUCAUUUGCACAGAGAAAUGGUUUAAAGAUACACAUGAGGACGCACAUAACCAAUCAGCCGCAGUGUUUCAGACUGAAGAUGGAUGACCAAGCUACAUCUGAUGAGACACAUGAUGAGGCCGAAGUGACUGAUGAUCGGAAAGAUUCCCUCAGUCAGUUUUAAAAUCUCUAAACAGUAACAAAGGUCCUGUCAGUGCUAUAAGACGCAUCACUAGCAAGCUACCAGUCAGAGAUCUGAGUGGGAAAUAUUAGGCCUGAAAGAAAGUCUGAAGAGACGUAAACAUCAGAUCAGUUCAUCAGCACAACUCUCAACAUCCAUAUCAAUAAUAUCAUCAGAACAUGAACAUAACCAAGAACCAUCAUUAUUCUUAUUUUACUCACUGUCCUUUUACUCUGUGUUUAUGUUUUAUGUUAUAAAUAUAUAUUUGAAUAAUU